Messenger RNA from Triplophysa rosa, 11200 nucleotides. It is a transcript of the gene prkcg, whose product is annotated as protein kinase C, gamma. Gene Ontology annotation, biological process: peptidyl-serine phosphorylation; intracellular signal transduction. The record is from RefSeq and is a predicted model, not a curated record. The coding region runs from base 7795 to 9693 and encodes 632 amino acids. NCBI's taxonomy places the organism in Eukaryota, Metazoa, Chordata, Actinopteri, Cypriniformes, Nemacheilidae. The transcript has 16 exons. Gene Ontology annotation, molecular function: diacylglycerol-dependent serine/threonine kinase activity; ATP binding; zinc ion binding.
AACAAAACACCCACGAUGGGGAAAAACCAAGAAAACAAGAUAACAUGCAGCAGACAGGACACAGAUUAACUAAGACUGGGUAAACUGAACAACACUAGACAAACGCUAAAUAACAGACUUACAAAACUCGACUUGACUUGGAAUAUUAAACAGACCACUGGUACGGACAGGAACAAGAACAACGAAAGAGCACAGGACAAUGAAACAAGAGGGUAUAUAUAGGUAAGACAAACGAGGGAUAACGACAUGGGGCAGGUGUGGUUAAUCAAACACUCAGGGAAGGAUAACAAGGAAACGAGAGGAAUGGGGCCAAUGACAAGACACUGGAGAGAACGUAUAUUAUUGUCAAACGGACAAUAAUAUGUUUCUCUCCACACAUAACCUAAGGACUCUGCCCCGAUCCCACCACACGACUAGAAUUUCAUAAACAAGACGGUGGGACCGUGACUCAAAACUCUCAGAGCCACAGAUGUGGUACGGUUGAACAUCGGUCUCGCAGAAAGUAAUUUAAAUGAAAAUACGGCGUAAUUUGUUAUGUGUUUUAUGCUCUCUGACCACAUAGCUGCCGGUUCAAUGCCGUUUGGCUUUAAACAAAUUAAUCCUGGUUACUCGACAGAGAAAUGAAUUCAGAUCUAUGUUUCUGUGAUAGAUGUGAAUUGCUAAAUGUUACAAUACAUCAGAGGAGCGUGUGGUUUUAGUACCAUUGAAAGAGAUAGAUCUUUACUCUCUUGACCUUCAUUUAUCUGUAUUCUGGAGAGCUUCUGCGUGCUGGAACUUGUUAUACCUGAGUAGCGAAUGAAGUAAUGAAGCUAAUUGGAGUGAUUAGUUGGCCAGACAGUGUACUCAAGUGGGAUGACCGAAUUUCAGCAGUGUCUGAAUGUGAGUUCCUGACAAAUCCACCCGGCAGUUUAGAUCAACCAGCCGGAUAUUAAGAAAGCUGUGGGUGGUGCCAUGUGUGUGUUUGACUCCUAGGUGGAUGAGCAUCUAACUGCCUGUUUGUUUGUCUGCCUUUUUGUUCAGUAAAAGUAAACAGGCUGGUGUGAGUUUAAUCUCAAAUAUAAUCUAAAAUUGAAGGGGAGGGGGACAUUUUAUAGUAAAAAUUUGCAGUUUUCAAAUGAGUUAGAUGUUUAAGAUUUUAUGUUAUGAUUUGAAAAGCCAUAUGAAUUAGAGCAAGGGUGAAAAUAGUCAUGCUGAAACUAGGGGUGUGACAAUAUACCAGUAUUGACAAUAACCGUGAUAUUAAAAAGCAUGUUUAUCGAUAUUGUCUUAUAUCUACGCAUGAUAUUGUCAUAAAUUAAUGGCCAAAAAAGAGAAAACACAAAGUAAUUUAAAGGCAUUGUAAAAAAAUAUAAUAUUCCCGCACCUGCAUGGGCAGCAGAAAAAACUGUAAAAUAGCGUUUUUGUCAAGUAAAAUUACUUUUUCACAUUAUUUUACACCUAACUUGUAAAUUUGCAUUUUUACCGCAUUUUAAAAAUUUGUGAAAAUUCUGUAAAAUAAGACCCUGAAAUGUUGUUAUAUUACAGUUUUUUACAGUGUGAUAGUAUUAUUUAAGUCUUUAAAUAAAAAAAACAGUUCAAUAGAUAUUGUUAUAUUAUUGUUAUCGGCUAUGAUAAUCGAGUAGUGAAAAUCUGAUAUCGUGACAGCCCUAACCGAAACACUAGCCGUUCAGUAUUGGCAUUAAUAAAGAGAAAAAAUGAUGCCUCAAAAGUGUACAAUGUGGCUUCUUUUGGAUCUCUUGCUAGAAAAAGCUAUAUGUGCUCAUCAGGCUCUUAGAAAAUAUUCUGCACAUGCAAAUCACUGGAAUCCUGAAAAGGCUGAAGGAAGUCUUGUAAAAAAGUUAUUAAUAGGGCUGUCACAAUGAUUAAAUAAUCGUCUCAUCGCAAUUAUUUCAGAUAACUGCAAUUAUUGUGAAUCUUUAGAAAACAAGGGUGAUCUGCAGUACAUGCUGCAUUUUACAUCCACAGUCCUUGAUCUGCACUCACUGUUACAUUCAAAUGACAUUUCUCCAUCAUUUGAGUUGUAAUAGCUUUGUAUUUUUUAGUUGAUUUGUUUUGUUUCCAGACUUGCUGCAUCUACACAGCAAGACCCUCAUAUCUAGUUUAAGUGCUCAAGACAGACUCUCUGUUAAGGUCACUCUAUAGUAAAUAAUAUUCGUUUUUUACAAAAUUUUCACAUUUUUUAAAUAUAUAGUUUCUUCAUUGAAUAAAAAAUGUUAUAGUUACAUUGUCAAAGCCUUAAAACUGACAAUUAAUCGCCAUAACUGCAAUUAUUUCAUAGACAAUUAAUCGUCAGCAAAAUUUCAUAACCGUGACAGCCCUAGUUAUUAAUACCAUCCUGCCGUUCCAAAGAGUCAUUGGCAGUCUCAUCAUCCCCAUAUCUGUCAUCAAUCACACAGAAGAAGUUACUGACUCACUGAUCAUUUAAUGAAAGCGCUGCUCUUUGUGAAAUAGGCUGACAUGCUUCAGGUUUAACACUGCUUUUGUGCCUGAAGCGAAAGUGCCUCUGUCAUCAAAGCUCUCUGGAUUUAAACAGCCUCAAACUUUACCAGCGACGCAAGAGGAAAAAAUUAGCUGUGAAAUGAUUGAGCGGAAAUGAGAGCCCAGUUUGAAUAAAAAGAUUCAGUCAGCAGAACUGGAAAUAUUGGCAAAUAAAAAUGUAAAUGUGUCGUGGUUGUUUUGUUAUCAUCGCUGAUUGAAGAACGGACGUUGGUUAUUUAUGGUAAUGGACCGACUCAUAAACAGUAAUACCCCUAAAAAUGUCUCUUUUAAUCUGUGUGUGUGUUGGGGCAACAUCUUUAUCACAGAUUUUGUAUCCAUGUAACAUACUUAUUACACGCUAUUAUGGCCCCGAAGAGGUAAUGGAUUUUUUUUAUAGGUCUUCUAAAGGUGUUUGUGUUGUGGAUCCUCUCUCUGUCACUAACAAACCUCCGGAUAGUCAGUGACUUCUGCUUUUGUUCCGUUUUAUCGCCGUACCUUUACCGACUAAUCAGCAACAAAACUCUCGCUCUUGUUUUCUUUGAGAGGCGUGUGUCCCAGAUUACUGCGGGUGUGGUAGAGUGCUUUAUGGCGGUAAUGUAUUUCCAAUCAACAUUGCCAUACUUCAUUUUUACGAGCAGGAGUGGGGCAUUGUAAAGCAGGCAGAGAUAGCACUGUGAAAUAUUCCUCCCUGUCUUCUCAGCAUGACCGCAGCUCUUGUAAUUUCAAACUGCGCUCUCAAAUGAAAUCAACAAAAGCUCAAGCCACAAACUUCAGAAUCUUCAGAGUAACACAGAGACCUGCGGGUGCCGUCUUUUGUCUUGGGCUACUAAUAAUUGGUGUUGUAACAACAGCCAAGUACAUGCCAUCAAAGCCCUAACAAUGCCUUAAAGGGAUCGUUUAAAAAAGUUCAAUAUCACUCUUAUGACUUUCUUCUGCAAAGAGACGACUUUUUUGAAGAAUCUUGGUAACCAAACAAUAUUGGCCCCCAUUGACUUCCAUUGUAUGGACACAAAACCACUGAGACAUUUCUCAGAAUAUCUUCUUUUGUGUUUCGCAGAAUAAAGACUCAAACAGGUUUUGAAUGACAGGAGGAUGAACGAAUUAUGACAGUCCCGGGAGCCAUGAAUCAUACUUUUGCACUAGUUUCGUGGAGACAGGUUGGUGUAUUAGAAUAGUAAGUACAGUUUAUUUAUACAUUUAUCUCAGCAAGGCUGGCCAAAGUGCUGAACCAAGUCAAAGGGUAAAGCAUCACUGAUUAGGUUGCCAGCACCACCUGGUCCUGUAGAUUCAUCCUCUACAAUAUUAGGAAAAUUAGACCUUUCCUAUCCCAGCAUGCUACGCAAGUCCUAGUCCAGGCUCUUGUUCUGUCCAGACUGGACUACUGCAAUGCGCUACUGACUGGACUUCCAGCUUGCACAACCAAACCUCUACAGAUGAUCCAAAAUGCGGCGGCGAGAGUGGUCUUCAAUGAACCGAAGAGAGCGCACGUCACUCCUCUCUUCACUAAGUUACAUUGGCUCCCUAUAGUCGCUCGAAUCAAAUUCAAGACUCUGCUCCUGGCCUACAAGACCACCACUGAUUUGGCACCCCCUUACCUUCACUCGCUAAUGCAGACUUGUAUACCCGCCAGAUCCCUACGCUCUGCAAACGAACGACAUCUUGUGGUGCCAUCCCAAAAAGGGAAAAAUCUCUCUCCCGUACCUUCUCGGGAUCGGUUCCACAUUUAUGGAAUGAUCUGCCCGCUGCUACAAGAUCAGCAGAUUCUGUAGCCAUCUGAAAACACAUAUUUUCCGUCAACACCUGACUGACCAGUUCUGACUUCUAUCUCUUUUCUACUCUUUCAAAAAAAAACUUAGCUCUGUGGUGGCUAUAUGAGUUUUCUUUUAUUGCACUUAUGCUUUUUGUUGUCCUUAUGUUGUUCCAAUUGCUUCCAUUGUUUCCCUCAUCUGUAAGUCACUUUGGAUAAAAGCGUCUGCCUAAUGACUAAGUGUAAAUGCAUAAAACAAUCAACACAACCAAUAAAACAGAUGAAAUCUAAAUGGAUUCCAACAGUAUGCCUGGGAGAAGUUGUAAUAGAAGGUGCAAGGCGGAUGUCCAGUGGCAGUUGAAUACUGAAUACUGUACUCUUUAUCACUGCAACUAACAUUUUCUUUUCAUUUAAAAACUGCGUAGUGAUAAUGUGGUCAAUUUUACAUGAUGUUGUCCUCUCUGAAAAUGAGGUGAGAAAAAAAGCCAUGAUGAAAUAUUCCCCCGUUAAAAAACAACAGGCUUGAAAAGGCUAAACAUGAUGCAUGUCUGCAAUUUGACUCGCGCAGGCUUUUGUAACAUGAUGCUAAAUCCUGUUGCCGUGACAGGCUACACCCACAAACAUGCUAUUUACCUGUUUAGAGAAGAAAAUGAUUUUGCCCUUUUUCCCAUCACCCUUUCAUUCUGCCCGCACAAAUCUUUUUUUUUCACUCGCUUUCCCUUUAAUUCUUUAUUUCUGCCGGCGUCUCAUUACACCACCGAAACCCACUCUGCUGCAUUGCACCUUCUGUUAUUAAGUGUGUGAAUUUCUCGAGCCCCUAUGACGGCACAGAUGACUGCAGAUAAAUGCGCAGACCAUUGACUUCACACUGAACGCUAAGCCCAUCUAUGCUCUGCAUUGUGAUGCUGUUAAAGCAUGACCAGAGACAUGAUGCUGGCAUUGAUUUAAUGCUGCAGGCAUUAGACAAGGUAGCUCUCAAAUCAUUGCUGCGGCAUGUGUCCGUGUCUAAAAUCAAGAUAUAAAACAUGCUGACCUACAAACACCCUCUCUUUCAAUGACACGCACAUGCACACACACCUCCGUAGAUGUACCUGUCCGAUGACACCGUUUUGCUCUCUAACAAUCUUGCUAAUUAUAAUUGUUAAUUAAUUUUCUCGCAGUGUCCUCAUCAAGAGACUAAUAACCUACAUUUUACAUAAUUAGACCUUCAACCUUUUACUCCCACUCUCGUUCCCUCCCUCUUCCUCUCAUCCUCUCCCUCCCUUUACAUCACCUCUCUCUCUCUCUCUCUCUCUCUCUCUCUCUCUCUCGCUCUCUCUCUCUCAUAUUCUCUGGAUGUUAGUGGGUUAGUGUUAUGUCCUGUGCGCUGGUCUUUUCACCCGUGACUGUGGCUCGACCCCUCGCUCUUGUCCCUUCCCCUGGUCUUUUAAUGUCAGUGUAUGACGGCCAUCUUGUGCACAUCUUUUCUCUCUCACAUACGCUGUGACCUGGUUUCAGAUGCAGCUGGAAGUGCUACAGAUAGCCACCUGUGUGAAGAGGUUGGACGCUGAAUAAUACUUGUCUGUGUUUACAAGCUUUUUUGGUUUAACGUUCCCCGCAGUCUUAUCAAAACGGCUCAAGUACCCCAUCAUUGACACUUCGUUUUACACAUAAAGUGAAAUUAAUACUUUGGAGAAAUGUUUAUGGUUAUGUUUACUUGAGUGAGGAUGAAACCAGGGAUGAUGGUAGCCUGGUAAAAGCCAUUUUUUAAUACAUAGAGCGAUUUACAUCAUGGGUGCUGCCAUGGUAUAGACGGUUUGAUUGCACACAUGCGUCUGGCCCAAAGUUAACUUCUGGUCUGUGUUUGUUUAUUGGUCUGACUAGUGGCUAAUAAUUUAACUUUUUAUUUUAAACAAUUUAUAUUAAUAUAUUAUUGUAUAAUAACUGUAUUAAAUAAACAAUUUGUUAAAUGGGUCGUGUAACUUUGUCACAUCCAAGUAUACCCAAUUAACACUUUUUCUUUUGGUAACCCAAGAUAAUACUGGCUAGACCAGUGGUUCUCAAACUGGGGGCCCCAAGACGGAUAUGCAAUCAAACAUCAGAAAAAUAAGACCACCAACCAAAAUAAUUAAUGUUUCAGCAUUGCAUAACUGAAUAUUUUAUUGGUUUAAUUAAAAUUCUAAGUUUAAGAUUAUAAAUCUUUAUUUGGGGGGGCCGCAAAGCAAUGCACUCUACACAAAGGGGGCCUUACAACGAAAAAGUUUGAGAACCACUGGGCUAGACAUAAUUUUAACUUGCUACAGUAGCUAUUGUAAUUUACUUGAUAUUUAUUUUGCUUGUUAUCAGAAAUAAUCUUCAGGCACUCUAUUCUUAGCAGGCGUGUACCGGAAGUUAAGUUUGGGCCAAAAAAGCGUGCAACAUAAACAAACGUUACUGCGCAUGCACACGUCCGUGGACUGCCCUUAACUUCCGGUACACGUUCGCAAAUAAUAGAGUGCCUAUAUAUUAUUUCUGACAACAAGCAAAAGAAACUGAGAAGGAACCGUAACUUGGCUAAACUUGCCUCUUUUAGACUGCGAAAUUGCAUGUCAAUGUCAAUGUCCCAUACGGUUUCUUUAAAUGCAACAAAACUACAGGACCCAUUCAACAUAUUGUUUAUUUAAUAAAAUUCUUAUACAAUAAAAUAACAUAAUAAAUUAAAAUGUGCACAUUUGGUGUCACUCCCUAGAGAGCAGAAAAGGCUAUGAAUUGUUAUGAAUAGGUUUUUUGUCAUAUUUUAUCAUAUUUUGUCAUCUGUUUUAUAGGUUUUACAAAGCGAUUUUGAAAGUUUCACUUGGAAUCUGGCAAUCUGUUCUUUUCCGUGUCUCAGCAUCUACUUUUAUGAAGCGGGAAUGUCACAGUAACAGAAUGAAGAUGCUUAUUGAUCACUGAUCAGAUAUCUUUGCUUCUACAUGCUCGUCUGAACCUGCGGAGCUGACCAAGGACGAGCGAGUUGGUGUCCAACAUGUCCCUCUCCCCUGUCUCUAUCUUUCUGUCCUCUUUCCCUCCCAUAAUCUGUCUCUCUUUCAGUCUCUAGAGAGGGGUAACCCAGAUUCAAAAAUGAAUCGCUGCCUAUUUCUCUUCAACUACUCCCUCCUCUCUCUCUCUCUCUCUCUCUCUCUCUCUCUCUCUCCCGUUCUCUCUCUAUGUCUCACUUUACCUCAUCCCCUCUUUCUGUCGGUAAAAACAGAAUAAAUCUUGGAAAGUGAAAAUCGCCUCUUUUUCCUCACCCCCUCUGUUGGAGGAAGGAAUAUACGUCCAUUCAUUACGUCCUGCUGCAUCUUGAUUUCCUGGAAAGCUGCUGUAUCAUCUUCACUCUUUCUGGGUUUUGAUUCUUUUUUGCAGUCGUAAUUUCUUCGCAUGUAGAUCUUCUUUGCUGCGAGGUUGUCUUUUUAUAACUUUUCACAAGUUAAGGAUUGAUCGUAUAGAAUAACAAGAGAUUUGAAGAAGAGAGAGGUGGCUACAGGUGAGGAAGAGGAGUAGACAACCAUCAUCUGAUUUCUGCCAAAUACACAGUCGUCUUCUGUGUCCUGCUCUCUUCAGCUGGUAGCAUGUCUACACCAGUCUCUCCAUCUCUGUCACCCCUGGCCCUGUCCUCCCCAUCUCCCACCUCCUCGCCUCUCCCCUCUCCUCUUUCUCCUCCGCCAAGACUCCCCGUGUUCCAGAGGAAGGGAGCACUCAAACACAAGAGGGUUGUUGAAGUGAAGGACCACCAGUUCACUGCCCGAUUCUUCAAGCAGCCCACGUUCUGCAGCCACUGCACAGACUUCAUCUGGGGAAUUGGAAAGCAAGGAUUCCAGUGUCAAGUCUGCAGUUUUGUGGUGCACAAACGCUGUCAUGAGUUUGUUACUUUUACCUGUCCUGGGGCCAUCACUGCACCCAAAGCGGAGGAUCUCAAGAGCAAACACAAGUUUAAGGUACAUACAUACUCCAGUCCUACCUUCUGUGAUCAGUGUGGCUCUCUACUCUACGGCCUCAUACAUCAGGGCAUGAAAUGUCCCAGUUGUGACAUGAAUGUACACAAGCGCUGUGAGAACAGCGUCCCCAGCCUCUGCGGACAGGACCACACUGAGAAAAGAGGCCGCAUUCGCCUGACCGUUCGCGGUGAGAAAGAGGACAUCAUUAUUUCAGUACAUGAAGCACAUAAUCUGAUCCCCAUGGACCCUAAUGGCCUGUCAGACCCUUAUGUGAAGCUCAAACUCAUCCCUGAUCCAAAGAGCCAGAGCAAACAGAAAACCAAAACCAUCCGUUCUACACUCAACCCUAUCUGGAACGAGACCUUCACUUUUUCAGUGCGGGGGAGGCAGUGGGACAGGCGUUUGUCUGUGGAAGUCUGGGACUGGGAUCGGACCUCACGGAAUGACUUCAUGGGCGCUUUGUCAUUCGGCGUCAGUGAAAUAUUCAGACGUUCUGUCAGCGGCUGGUUUAAACUUCUCAACCAGGAUGAGGGAGAGUAUUAUAACAUCCCUGUGCCUGACCCAGACCUGCAGGUGUUAUUGGCAGAGGAGAGGGGGAGUGAGCGUCUGUUUGCAGUGAAGGUGUUGAAGAAAGACGUGCUGUUUCAGGAUGAGGAUACAGAGAGCGCUAUGGUGGAGAGGAGAGUGCUGGGCCUCACGGGACGUCCUCACUUCCUGACCUCUCUUUACUGCGCCUUUCAGACUGAGGAUCGUCUGUAUUAUGUUAUGGAGUAUGUGAACGGCGGUGAUCUCAUGUUUCAUAUCCAAAUUGUCGGGAAGUUUAAAGAACCACAUGCGGCGUUCUAUGCUGCUGAGAUAGCCAUGGGUCUUUUCUUCUUACACAACCACGGCAUUAUAUACAGAGAUCUAAAGCUGGAUAAUGUAUUGCUGGACAACGAAGGGCACACAAAGAUAGCAGACUUUGGGAUGUGUAGAGAGGGCAUGAUGGAGGGCGACACCACUCGAACCUUCUGUGGCACACCUGAUUACAUCGCACCUGAGAUUGUGGCAUACCAGCCGUAUGGUAAGGCAGUAGACUGGUGGUCAUAUGGGGUCCUGCUGUAUGAGAUGCUGGCUGGUCAGCCUCCUUUUGAUGGCAUAGAUGAGGAGGAGCUGUUUCAGUCCAUCAUGGAACAGAACGUUUCAUAUCCUAAGAGUCUCUCUCGGGAGGCUGUGGCCAUCUGCAAAGGGCUCCUGACCAAGAACCCUGCAAAGCGUUUGGGUGGUGGAGAGGAUGCAGAGAGAGAGAUACGGGAACAUCCGUUUUUCCGUUGGAUAGACUGGGACAGACUGGAGAGACUGGAGAUACAGCCCCCCUUUAAACCCAGAAGUGGAGGUAGAAAAGGAGAGAACUUUGAUAAGUUUUUUACGUCUGCCCCCUCAGCCCUCACACCCUCUGAUCCAGAUGUACUGGCAGCCAUAAGUCAAGAGGAAUUCCAAGGCUUCUCCUACACAAACCUGGACUUCCCCUCCUCACCCCUCACAGCUGUCUGAGAACACCCAUGUCAACCAGCACCAAUCAUCUUCUGACUUUCCUGCCCCCUGUCAUGAUCUAAACUACAGUGACCAAAAAUAAAUAAAUUGUGUAGCUUUAGCUUGCUCACAGUAGGAUUUAGCCUCAGUUAGACCAGCCAUAAUCUUCUACAGCAUCUUUAAUGUGACUCAUAAAGGAAUAAGGAUUAUUCAUAUCAUUUAGCCAAUCCACUCUUGAGGGUAACACCCUGAACUAGUUAAGAGUCAUGAAUUCAUGCCUUUAUCUGAUUGGACAGUAGAAUCUCAUUGGGUUUCCCGUUGGAUGCUAGUAGUUCCAUGACCUAAUUAUCACUGACUGUAUAAUAGACACUAAAACAUGUGGAACAUAAUUUUCGCUUUAAAGUCACCUUUUUCAUUUUAAGUAAUGCAAAUGAACAAAUGAGGUCCUGCUUGUCUUUACAUGAGAUCCAGUUUGCGCUAGUUUGGUUUAUUUAGCAAAGCAAACGAAGCCAGGAGAAUAAACAUCAAUAAUCUUUCCAGCCUCUGGCAACUUGUACAUAAACUCACUCUAUAAUUUAGGACUUACAUGAGAGCUACAAGAAAAUUAAUGCUUUGGCAUGUAAACGUUAGAUUAUAUAUCUCUGUAGAUGCAAUAUUAAUUAGUAUUUGACAAAUAUGAAUGUUUGGGAUCAGUGCUCCCUUAUUAUUGAAAGAAAUGACUGUAUGAAACAUGCAUAUUUAGAUAUUUAUGAUGAAUUUAUAUCCAUAUAAAGUACAGUAUGUGCAGCCAAUCAUAUUUUAACAUUAAGUCUGAAUAAAAACCAUGAUAAAAAUGAUUCUGUUAAAACUAAAUAAUCAGCAUUAAGUAAUGUCACAAAAACAUCAGCUGUUAUUAACCAAAUAUUUAUUUUUAGUGGACAGUCAUCUAUUGAUGUCGAGUACUUCAACUUUUUUAUGGUCAAGUACUUCAGCUGGUUUGAGUAUAAUCCUUUAGAUUCUGCAGUCUCAGAAAUCCACUUGUUUUACAUAGUUACAAUCAUGACGCCUGACCUGAAAAGACCUGGAUGUGCUGUUCCAAAACUGUCCAUCUAAUAUAACCUGAAAGUUGCACUGACAACAAAAAUACUGCAAACUGGAAGCAGAAACAUUUCUAGAAGAGGUGGGGAGGUGUGUAGAUGAGAAACUGAGAUAUGUGUGAAGACAGAGAUGAAUAGAGAUAUAAUGGAAGUAAAGGAAGAGUUAAGUAUGUAAAGUUAAUCCUAUAAAAAUGAGCAUGAUUUAAAAUCUACACUGCAAAAAAUAUUUUUCUUAAUCAGUAUUUUAAGUACUACAGUUUGCGUGUAAUUCAUUUAGUGUGUAAUUUAAGAUAUAUUAAUUAUAUAUUCGUUUUUUAAAUCUUAAUACCUUACACAAUUUUGGUUCUUGCGUACAUUUAUUGUUUUAAGUCUAGACAUUUGUACUAGGACUACUGAUAAUACUGAAAAUACUCAUUAAAAUAAAUAUUUUUUGCAAUGUAGAGGGAUACCAU